UUUAAAUAAAACUUGUCGACUUACUUUUAGUUCAAAUUCUUCCGUUUAACACGAGAAACCUCGCUCAAAAGUUGAAAAAGUUUUGCAGCAACUCGACACACAGUUCUGCAGCCCCGUGGAGACAGAUCAGGAUGAAGAAACUUGCAUGGAGCGCGUGAAAGGACGCGGUGUCUCACUAAAGCUGCAGAGAUGAGGGUGAAACUGCAGGUAUGCCUCUUCAGGAAUGGAUGCGGUCGCUUCGCUCACAUGCAGGACUCAAAAGAUCUGAGCUGGAGGACCUCUGGAGUCUUCUUCCACCUGUGCCCGUGUCCUCCAUCUCCCUGUCCACAUCCUCUCUGCUGGGCUUAGGAGCCCUGGCCUCCGUCACGGCGUACUGGCUGGUGACCCGUCCUCGGCCGCUACAGCCUCCCUGUGAUCUUCAGGCCCAGUCGGUUGCUGUCGGUGGAAAUCCAAGCUGCAGGAGGUCAGCCCUUUUAAAGGAUGACACCCUGCUGGAGUUUUACUAUGACGAUGUGAGGACGGCUUAUGAUCUGUUCCAGAGAGGCCUGAGGAUCACAGGAAAUGGCCAGUGUCUGGGUUACAGGAAACCGGGUCAGCCCUAUGAGUGGAUCUCCUACACUGAGGUGGCUCAGCAGGCUCAGUGGAUUGGCUCUGGCCUCUUGGCAAAAGGCUGCCUGCCCACCCCGGAGCAAUACAUCGGCAUAUUUGGGCAAAACAAACCUGAGUGGGUCAUUUCAGAGUUAGCCUGCUACACUUACUCCAUGGCGGUGGUUCCUCUGUACGACACGCUGGGGACAGAGGCCAUGGUCCACAUCAUCAACCUCGCUGAGAUGUCACUGGUGAUCUGUGACCAGGAGCAGAGGGCAGCAUCUCUGCUGCACAUCAAGGAGAAGGGCUUGACUCCAAAACUGUCCUGCCUGGUUCUCUUCACCAGCUUCAGCCAGGCCUUUGCUGAGAGGGCAAAGAAGUGCCAUGUGGAGGUUUUGAGACUGGAUGAGCUCAUGGAACUGGGAAGGCAGAACCUCAAAGAUCCUGUGCCGCCCCAGCCUCAGGAUCUGGCAGUGGUUUGCUUCACCAGUGGAACCACAGGGAAACCCAAGGGAGCCAUGAUCACCCACGGCAACAUCGCCUCCAAUACUUCCUCUGUCAUUAAGAUCCUGGAGGGUUUUUUUGUGAUCCGCCAUGACGACGUGUCAAUCUCUUACCUGCCACUCGCUCAUAUGUUUGAGAGGAUGAUUCAGCUCACAAUGUUCUGCUUUGGAGCCAGUGUAGGGUUUUAUCAAGGGGACAUCACUCUUCUCAUGGACGACAUGAAGACUCUCAAACCUACUUUCCUCCCUGUUGUGCCACGUCUUCUCAAUCGCAUCUACGACAAGAUCCUGGCCUCCACGAAGUCCCCGUUUCGAAGGGCUCUGCUUCACUUUGCCGUGCAGAGGAAGCAGGCGGAGCUCAGCAGGGGGAUCGUGCGGAACAACAGUCUGUGGGAUAAGCUGAUUUUUAACAAGAUUCAAGCGAGUUUGGGAGGCAACCUGCGGUUCGUCCUGACGGCCUCAGCACCCAUCUCCUCCACAGUGCUGUCCUUCCUCAGAGCCACUUUAGGCUGCUUGAUAUUUGAAGGUUAUGGACAGACGGAGUGCACCAGCGGGUGCACGUUCUCCAUGCCGGGGGACAGUAGCACAGGUCACGUUGGUGCUCCUUUACCUUGUGCCAUGGUGAAGCUGGUGGACAUCCCUGAUAUGAAUUACUAUGCUAAAAAUGGAGAGGGAGAGAUCUGUAUUCAGGGCCCAAGUGUGUUCAGAGGCUACCUGAAGGACCCGGAAAGGACGGCAGAGGCUUUGGACAGCGAGGGCUGGCUUCACACUGGAGAUGUGGGCCAGUGGCUAAAAAACGGCUCUUUGCGAAUCGUCGAUAGAAAAAAGCACAUCUUCAAGUUGUCCCAGGGGGAGUACAUUGCCCCAGAAAAGAUAGAGAACAUCUACAUGCGUUCCACUCCUGUGCUGCAGGUGUUUGUCCACGGAGACAGUUUACAGUCUUAUCUGGUUGGGAUUGUUGUGCCCGACCCAGAAGUUUUUGUUGACUGGUCUAAAGAGAGAGGCUUCAUGGGGUCCUACAAGGAACUCUGCCAAAAUCCUGAUGUAAAGAAUGCAGUACUAGAGGACAUGAGAGGUGUGGGGAAGGAAGCCGGGUUGAAGUCCUUUGAACAGGUAAAGGAUCUUUAUUUGCAUCCAGAGAUGUUCAGCAUCGCCAACGGCCUUCUCACGCCGACCCUGAAAAGCAGACGCAACGACAUCCGCCAAGUCUUCCAGGAACAGCUGUCAAGCAUGUACAGCAAGACGCCACUUUGACUCAAAACACCAGACGCCAACGUCCAUAAAAGGAAAACAUAAGCUGAGUUUUGGAGGGAAGAAAAUAGUCCCCAAAUUCCUGUAGUGCUUACAAGAGAAACCCACCUGUUGAGCAUGUUGCUGCUUUAAAAGAGAUUCUUUUUCCUCUUUUCUCAGAUUUCUCUCCAUUCCAGUGUCAUUUAAAGUUUACUCCAUGACUCACAAGAACAUGUUUUGGGAACACCAAUUCUUUAAUUGUAGAAUCACAUCAUAAAAAGUCACCCAGAGUCAUAAAAAUAACAUUGUCUUUACAUUGCACUAUUUUCCUAAGCAACCAUGUAAGGGAAUGUGUUGUGUGUACAUGGUUCUUCUUGAACAUGCACUAACUGGAGGUUUGUGCGCUACAGUAACCCAUCAUCAUCGUGAAUAUGGCUGUGGUACUAGCUAAUCCUAUUAAUGAUUUCAUCACAGAAAACGGGAAAAUAUGCAUCCUAAUCUACAGCGAAUUGUAAUAAAUAAAAAAAUAAACUAUUACAACUGGA
Molecule: messenger RNA, 2866 nt
Organism: Oryzias latipes (Japanese medaka)
Lineage: Eukaryota; Metazoa; Chordata; Actinopteri; Beloniformes; Adrianichthyidae
Source: RefSeq, a predicted model, not a curated record